AUGAGACGUGCACUGGCGACGUUGGUGAUGGCGGCGGCGGUGGCGGCGUACGUGAUGGCGGAGCCGGCGCAGGCGCUGUCGUGCGGGGACGUGAGCUCGAACUUGGCGCAGUGCGUGAAGUACCUGACGGGGCAGCAGGCGAGGCCGACGGGGCCGUGCUGCGGCGGCGUGAGGCGGCUGAAGGCCAUGGCGGCCACCACCGCCGACCGCCGCCUCGCCUGCAACUGCAUGAGGAGCGCAGCGUCGCGCAUGAAGAGCCUCCGCUACGACCUCGUCAACGCCCUACCGCGCCAGUGUGCCGUGCCGCUCAACUUCUUCAUAGACCUCAACAAGUGCAACCAGUGA
Ananas comosus (pineapple) is the source of this 345-nucleotide messenger RNA. RefSeq names its product non-specific lipid-transfer protein A-like. Gene Ontology annotation, cellular component: membrane. Gene Ontology annotation, molecular function: lipid binding. NCBI's taxonomy places the organism in Eukaryota, Viridiplantae, Streptophyta, Magnoliopsida, Poales, Bromeliaceae. The record is from RefSeq and is a predicted model, not a curated record. Bases 1 to 345 code for a protein of 114 amino acids. The transcript has a single exon. Gene Ontology annotation, biological process: lipid transport.